Molecule: messenger RNA, 1575 nt
Organism: Fusarium coffeatum
Lineage: Eukaryota; Fungi; Ascomycota; Sordariomycetes; Hypocreales; Nectriaceae
Exons: 4
Coding region: 1-1575 (524 amino acids)
Biological process (GO): regulation of DNA-templated transcription
Molecular function (GO): DNA-binding transcription factor activity, RNA polymerase II-specific; zinc ion binding
Source: RefSeq, a predicted model, not a curated record
AUGCCCAACACGGGGAAACCAAGCAAGGAUUGCCAUCUCUGCCGCUCACGGCGUGUCAAGUGUGAUCUAGGUCGCCCGUCUUGCCAAAGAUGUAUCAAAUAUGGAAAAGAAUGCCCUGGUUAUCGAGAUGAACAGGAGCUCGUCUUUCGCAAUGCAAACCCAACUUCAAUUAAGAAGAGGAAGAAGAAAACUCAACAAAAGACUCAUGGCGAGUCGGUCAUGUCAUUUAACACUCCUUCCUCUUCUUCUUCUUCUUCUUCCUCAAGUGGGGGGUCUCCUACUCCCAAGCUUACAACAGAAGACGACUGUGCACUGAGCCCGGCCUCCCCAAUAAUAGUUGAUCUCGUUGAAUACACACAAACAGGGGGUUCUCUCAUUAUCCCUCAAUCCCUCAGCGAACAUUGGACCGCUCAUUCAAUUCCUAUUCUUCUUAAUGUUUACCAUACUUUGGACUUCCUCCACGACACUUACAAGAAGAGCAGCCCCCAGGGUCCUCUUCUCUGGGCUACACAUCUAUUUGCCCGCACUUACAUCACCAAUCUGAGAUAUCCAACUGCAAUAGAUAAUGGUUCUGUCGAGCAAACCGAUAAGGAACUCGGCACUUAUCUUGGAAAAACUCUCAGCUCAGUAAGCGAGGCACUCAAGACUCCAGAUGGUCCUAUGAGGGAUGACGUUCUCGCAACAGUCUGGAUUCUGGCAAACUACGAACUUCUUAUGGGCUCAAUCAAUCGCGUAUCACCCCAGAGCCCCUGGCAUCUUCACACGAAUGGGCUAUACAGCAUUCUCAAACAGAGGGGCACAACUGCCCUACGGGAACAAGUACGGUGUCUACUGACGUCCCUUGAAUGCCCACCCGAGUCCAAAGAAUGGUUUAAAGCGAUCAGAGAGACGCUGCAUCCCGGAGAAGGUUUGGCGGUUGAGGUUGGUGAAUACAUUUGCAAGAUGGCACAUGUUCAAAAGCGCAUACUCGAUAUUCUUCGAGCUCGUGACUUUGAUGCCGCCGCCGCCGAGUAUUACGACCUGGUCGGGAUCAUAUUCCAGGCCGAAGAUCAUUUCACUACGUUUGAUGCAAGUUACCACUUUGUCGAUGAGGUUUUCAACCCCUAUCUUCGAAACAUGCUCAACUCGGCACGGCUAAAGGGAUACCAUGUCAUCUUGACCUUUGCGAACUUCCUAUCUAAUCACCCUACUACUCCUGUCCACGCUGAUGAGCUCAAGGUACUGCGCGCACAUUGCGUUUGGCGUGUCCGAGACAGCGCAAAAGGUGUCAUGGAAGCGACACGGCGUCACCUCGACCCAGCAUCCUUCCGUAACAACCCAUCUCCUAGAACAGUGUUUGACGCAUUGAAACUAAUCUGGCCCUUAACGGCGGUCUACCUUGUCCCGUCGACACUCCCCGAGCAGAGUGAGGCCGCAGGGGAAUCUUUGCUGUUUAUUGGACGGGAACUCGGAGUGAGGCAGGGUCUGAAGGUAAAUCGGGGAGAGUCCAAGCUGCCUCCAGAGGCAGAGACACCGUCAAAGCUGGUAGAGGACGAAACCUUUGAUCCAUUACCACAGAGCCGAGGAAUAAUGUGA